GUGUCUUGAUGCAUUGAUCUUCUCAAAUUACGCUUGGCCGUUCCCGUCGUUGGAGUCUACGGAGGUACAUGCUUGGAGGAGUGCUUCUUGUGGCCUUCUUCUGGCGAGAAGCCACCAGUGCGUGCUUCAAGCAUGUGUCCUGUACCAGUUGCAUUGCCGAAGCCAACGAUGCCGGCAGUUGCUUGUGGUACACCCAGCCGGAGCUCUCGGGGAUCGGCUCGUGUGUCGCGGGGCGACCCGAGUACUCCCCGACCCGGCCAGGGACCAACCAGCUGGCGGUGGACGCCUAUGGCACCUGGUCGAUGGUAGUGCCCUUCACAGGUGAACGUCGCCACUUCACCGUGCCGGAUGUGGAUCAAGUCUCUGAUGAGAGUUGUUAUACCACCGGCUGUGUGGACGCGGGAGUGUGUGAUCCGGGCUACCUGGCUGUGGAGAAUAAGCCUUGCUACAGCGACAAUGUCUUUCCGGAGUGGCGGACGCUGCGAUGUUGCCGUCAGCAGCGGAACAUCAAUGGUUACCUGCGAGGCUUUGAGGCGGAGAAUGGCACGAUUCAGGGGAAGCUCUUUUUCGCAUCGUGCUGCACUGUUUGCUAUCCUGGGCAGGUCAUUAAGGGCUGCCAUGCUUACGACCCGGGCUAUUGUGAAGACUGCCCUUCCGGGAGGUAUAAUCUCUUCACCCAUGCCGACAGCGAAUGUCAACCCUGCCAACCUUGCGAAGCCGGAAGGGUACGCCGACGCUGUGGGCCCUCGACACAGGGGAUUUGCGAGCUUUGCGAAGCGGGGAAGGAGUACAAGGUGAAGGGGUUGGAAGGCUCCUACACUGAUACUUGCUUACCUUGUGAAAGCUGCCCCAGUGGCCACAUGCGAGUUGGAUGUGGUGGAGACAAUCCAGGCUAUUGCGCACCUUGCCAGGGCUCGAGCUUCUUCAGUUCGCCGAUUUGCCGGAACUGCCCCGCCUGCACCUUUCCAGUGGACUACGUCCGCCAUGGCUGUGGAGGGCAGCAAUUGGGAAUCUGUGUGGACUGCCCCAAGGGCCGCUUUGAGGACGUCUCACUCGCUUGCCUCACUUGUCCGAGCUGCAGUGAGACCGAGACCGUCGAUCCCAUCGACGGAAUGGAACUCCAUGGAGCUUGGGCAAGGGUCGGCUGCGGUGGCAAGACCAACGGAAAGUGCGUGCGCAUGGCUUCCCGCUUGGACCUUGAGGGCUUGCCACGGUGCCCCUCCUCCGUGGAUCCGGACGCCUUGUGCGAGGGUACCCAGAUCGCAGCACGCUGGAGCGUGCAGGGUCUCUCUCUCCGGGAGCUGGACGCAGAGUAUGGCAACUGCGCAGUCGACGCGGGACUUUGUUUGAGCGGUUUCUUCCGCGUGAAACUUCUACAGCGGCAAGUGGAUGCCUUUGAUGGCGUCGAGGUAGCGGAUCUGGGGGACUACUUUGCAGCGGAGCUGGAGCACCUCUCCUCGCUGGACGCGACCCCAGCAGUGAUGGCCAAAGGCGGCUUGCAGUUGCCCAGCGGGCUGCCCGAGGCUUCGGGUUAUUUCUUGCGCGUGUUCUUCUACGACGCCGCAGGGAGCUGUUGCAGCGCCGUCUCCACCUCGCCUCUCUUCGCUGACUCUGAGGACUUCAGCCUGGAUGGUGAGGAGACAGUGGUCCAGGAAGCGCUCGACCGGGCCAGCGAAGAGAUCUCCUCGGGCCAAUGGGAGGAUGCCUUUGCUCUCAUGAGUAGCACUUGCGCCAGCAGCAACGCCGCCAGCACCUGGUUCACGUGUGAGACCGCCAAGGCGCUUCAGUUGGGUUUGCCAGUGGGGCAAAGAGCUUUGGUGCCCCUUCCGCUGCUCCAUUCCGCCAACAGUGCGGAGGUGGCAGCGCUGGGAGCUGCCUACUCCGUGACGGAGGCCGGGCAGAGGUUGGUUGACAUCGAGCUCAUCUACACUGGCGUUGUGGAUCUGAUUCCUGCGAACGCUUCAGUUUGGAGGGCCUUAAUGUACCCACUCUUUGGUGCAGCUCCCUUUGCAGCUGGACUCAACACCACCACCUCCACCACCGUCAUCCCCUUCACGGUGCAAGAGGCGAAGCAACGUCUGGAGGAGUUGAAGCAGGGCGCUAUGGACCUAUCACAGAAGGCCGAGCUGCUGCAUCAGCAGUGGGCCUCGGAGCUCUCCAGUGGUGCGCGGCUCUUGCCGCAGAAGCUGCAGAAUCUGCAGGAGAUCGAUCACCUGUCGGGCGCCUCCACGGCCAACGCCUCCUUCGACGUGAUUCGCAUGGCGCAGGGCGUCACCUGGAAGGUCUCCUAUGAGCUCGAGGAGUUGAAGAAAUCGAGCCAGACGCUGCAAGCCAAGGCAGAUGCAAUGGCUAAACUUCUUCAGAGAAUCGGCUCGAUGGCUUUGCUUCUGGUUGGUACUUGGGGCCACACAUGGUAUCAUGGCUUGGAAUGGCGAUUGAAGUGCCAAUGGCGCGAGGGGGACGAGCUCCAUUGGCCACCCAUUUUGCCCACGGCCACGUUGGGCGGUGCUUAUCCCCCACCGGGCGCUAUUGAGGUCUCAGAGAGCAAGAAGCGUAUUUGGAUGCGCUUCCAGGAGGUGUCGGCUCUCGGGCGUCGGCUCUCGGCCACCGCGAAAUCGAAAUCGUCACAAGUGACGGAGAUGCAUGCCGCUUGCCGUAGCGAUUUCGGCUCUAUGUCGGCAUCGCAAGGCAAGUAUUGCCUGUCAAAGCCCAGCACCUUGGGUUUUCCCACCCAAAACAUGGCGCUGCGCUAUCAUCGCACCUUCAUCGAUGUGGAAACCCCGACGGACAUGUGGUCCGUCGAAGGAAAACGAGGCAGCAGUUGCCCACCUCCCGAACGCCCCUCCUGCCAGAAGUAUGAGGAAUGGCGAUGCCACGUGCAGGUGUCCCAGUUGUGGCAGCGAGCAGCGCACCUUGGGACGUCCAGUACCACGAAGCCAUCCACCUCAGGUUCCGAGGGAAGCUAUGGGCACCCACAUGUUUGCCGCAGACCUUGCAUCAAGUUCGCUCGCGGAUCCUGUGAACAGGGCGCCGAGUGCGGCUUUUGCCAUAGUUCUCAUCCCAGUCGCCCUUUGACCUUCGACAAGUCCGCGCGGAACUUCUUGGCGACGUGGUCCAAGGCCAAGAUCUUGGAGGCAGUUCUUCCACCUUUACGAGCAAAAGCGAAGGCAGUAACUCGCAGUCCAGCACCGAACCACUGGUGGCCAAUGUCCCUGUGAUGGACAUUGGGCAGGAAAUCGAACUUUGUGGAGCACAAACGGUUCAGCAGCUCAUAGAGUGUGAAUUCACCAUCCGCCGUGCUUUGAAACCUUCCGGUAGUGCUGGCUCAGCCCCGAGGAGGAUCCGUGAAGUCUUGGAGAAAAUGUCCUUCGUGAGCCUCGUGGGCUUGGUGCGCUCCUACGUGGGGGGCCACCUGGGCACGUUGUUGCUGCAGACCUUGGAGGAAAUGCGCGAGGAAGCGAAGGAAGUGAAGGGCUGCCAGUGGUAGCUUUAUGACAUAGCGACAUGAUGGGAAGCAACAUGGGAAACAGCAAUGCAAGGAGGGGGUUAGAGAUAUGGAUGUGUGCUCUGUCCGAGUGAAUGUUGUACGUCAUUGUACGCGUUUGUUUUGGGGUUGUGGAGAACAUCAACAAUUUAUUGGCUGAAGGAUUGAUUGCGGAGGGCCCUGAUCGGUUCUCCUUUCAUUUCACAUCUCCAAUGUGACCACAGCACAAGCUGCUGAAGAGGGCCAUACGUCGAGUGAAGUGAACCAGUUUCAACAUGUGUCAACUGUGGCCAGUUGCUUCAUUUUCCACUGUAUGGCCUGCAAGUCCAGCACCUUCUGGGCCCAAACGUGGUCAUGCCGCCAUGCAUUGUGCUGUUGUGCGUUCACAUUUGCUAUGGCGAUCAUGUUGAGGUGCAGUGAUGCAGUUGAGAGAAGGUUCCUGUAAACCUGGU
This is a messenger RNA of Durusdinium trenchii, 3936 nucleotides long. NCBI's taxonomy places the organism in Eukaryota, Dinophyceae, Suessiales, Symbiodiniaceae. The record is from the annotation of a GenBank genome assembly.